Delphinapterus leucas (beluga whale) is the source of this 841-nucleotide messenger RNA. The record is from RefSeq and is a predicted model, not a curated record. NCBI's taxonomy places the organism in Eukaryota, Metazoa, Chordata, Mammalia, Artiodactyla, Monodontidae.
GACACUCGAGGAGGCACACGAGGCGAAAAGUGGACGGGUGCCUCGCGCCACCGCCUCUCCCGAGGGCGCGUACUGACCAGAAUGUCAGGAAAGCUCAAGGAACGCAAAAGAACCCCCGUUUCCCACAAAGUGAUAGAAAAGCGGAGGAGAGACCGGAUUAACCGCUGUUUGAACGAGCUGGGCAAGACGGUGCCCAUGGCCCUGGCGAAGCAGAGUUCCGGGAAGCUGGAGAAGGCGGAGAUCCUCGAAAUGACCGUUCAGUACCUGAGAGCCCUGCACUCCGCUGAUUUUCCCCGGGGAAGGGAAAAAGCAGAACUGCUAGCGGAGUUUGCCAACUACUUCCACUACGGCUACCACGAGUGCAUGAAGAACCUGGUGCAUUACCUCACCACCGUCGAGAGGAUGGAGACCAAGGACACCAAGUACGCGCGCAUCCUCGCCUUCUUGCAGUCCAAGGCCCGCUUGGGCGCCGAGCCCGCCUUCCAGCCGCUGGGUUCGCUCCCGGAGCCGGAUUUCUCUUAUCAGCUGCACCCAGCGGGGCCCGAGUUCGCAGGCCAUAGCCCUGGUGAGGCGUCCGUGUUCCCGCAGGGCGCGGCCCCGGGGUCCUUCCCCUGGCCACACGGCGCGGCCCGCAGCCCGGCGCUGCCCUACCUGCCCAGCGCGCCCGUGCCUCUUCCGAGCCCUGCGCAGCAGCACAGCCCCUUCCUGACGCCCGUGCAGGGCCUGGACCGGCAUUACCUCAACCUGAUCGGCCACGCCCACCCCAACGCCCUUAACCUGCACACGCCCCAGCACCCCGCGGUGCUCUGACGCCGACUCGCCCGCAGAUUUCUUUCCGCUU